AUGUUAGGAAGCCUCUCUCAGCAGGUAGCCACGCCAUUUCAAAAUCUGUACUAUGAACAUGAUACUCAAGUUCUGAAUCAGAGCAGAAUGGCUCUCCAGCGCUUUCGUUCCAUGGGCAUAAUGCCGAAACUGGGCCUCACAGCAGGGAACUACCACUAUAUGGACGGUUCUAUCUGCACGAACUGCGCACUUCGUCUGAGAAAUCUUUGCGGGUAUGAGACCAAGAAUGCAACAAGACCUCCAUUGGAGUUGCUCUUUCCCGGCGAACUCUCAUCGCGCCGGAACCUGAACCAGCGAACUCUGUGCUUCCUGUGGUAUGCGAACGUGAUGUGGUCAAGAGCAACCGGAGGCAAACUUGGGUUGAUGAUCUCACGGUUAGGGGCAGGAAUAGACAACAAGGUCACAUUCUUGGAACGCAUGCAGCAAUAUGAGGAGAAAUACAACUGCAGGCCGUUCCAAUCCUAUCCUGUCACGUUAGAUCUGAACGAUUCGCGUAAUUGCCAGCGCUUCUUGUACAGGAAUGACUUGUUCGCCAGAAACGACAGCGAUUUGUGGUUCUUGAAGGCUUCAAACGGCUCUACAGGCCGGCACAUUCAUCUCAGAACGAGGUAUCAGAUCGAUCAGCUAGCGAGGGAAAACAAGAACCUCUGCCCUCGGCCGGGAACCGUAGCAAGCCUCUCAGUGAGCAGGCUGUGGACGAUCGACAACAAGAAGUUUGAUUGCAGAGUGUAUAUCUUGAUUGCAUCCUUCCAACCGACGUUGGUCCUGUUUCAUUCUGGCCACCUUCGUUUCUCCGCUAUCAACUUCACAGCCAGUGUCAAGGAUGAUCUAAAGAUGGAGGCAGGUGAUUGGUUGUCCGGUGUGAAGAUCGACCCUGAGAAGGACAGGCUGCUAGCAAGGCACAUCACAAACCCGAGGUUUGGAACGUCUCACACCAACGACACCAGUCGAGUCAUCCGGCCGUUCGAUACCCUCCGCAAAGAACUAUUCCAACAAUGGGGGCCCGAGGAAGGAAAGAAACUUUGGGCGAGACUCAAUCGAAACAUUCGGAGAGCUGUUCUUAGUGUUUUCUUUGCGAUGAAAGGGUUGUUUCUGCAGUCGCAGUAUUACAACAGGUUCACUUUCAGGUGGGCCUUCGCCAUCAUCGCCUACGACAUCGCGAUCGACCAAGACCUCAACCCCUUCGUGCUUGACAUCAACAGCGGGCCCUCUUUCUACCAUGGCCACAAGUGGCCGACGUGGUUUGUGAAAGAGAGAAGCUUGCUCAUACGUUCGGCGAUGGAUAUUGUACAACAUGUCGCAUUUCUCAAAGUUUCUGAAGAUUCCCUUGUGCUGCUGGUGUGA
Messenger RNA from Guillardia theta CCMP2712, 1344 nucleotides. RefSeq lists its product as hypothetical. The transcript is spliced from 4 exons. The coding region runs from base 1 to 1344 and encodes 447 amino acids. Gene Ontology annotation, biological process: microtubule cytoskeleton organization; protein polyglutamylation. NCBI's taxonomy places the organism in Eukaryota, Cryptophyceae, Pyrenomonadales, Geminigeraceae. Gene Ontology annotation, molecular function: tubulin binding; tubulin-glutamic acid ligase activity. The record is from RefSeq and is a predicted model, not a curated record. Gene Ontology annotation, cellular component: cilium.